Molecule: messenger RNA, 924 nt
Organism: Vidua macroura (Pin-tailed whydah)
Lineage: Eukaryota; Metazoa; Chordata; Aves; Passeriformes; Viduidae
Product: claw keratin-like
Exons: 2
Coding region: 88-471 (127 amino acids)
Cellular component (GO): intermediate filament
Molecular function (GO): structural constituent of cytoskeleton
Source: RefSeq, a predicted model, not a curated record
CGGGACCCCAGAGGAAAGCAGCCCGGGCUGGGCAGCGGGUGCGGAGCAAAGAGCAGCCGAGAGCCGCUUUGCCAGCCGAGCCGAAGGAUGUCCUGCUCCAGCCUGUGUGUCCCCAGCUGCGGGGUGGUCACCCCGGCCCCUCUGGCUGACACCUGCAACGAGCCCUGCGUGCGGCAGUGCCCCGACUCCACGGUGGUCAUCCAGCCCCCGGCCUCGGUGGUCACCUUCCCCGGGCCCAUCCUCAGCUCCUUCCCGCAGCAGAGCACUGUGGGCUCGGCCGGAGCUCCCUACGUGGGAGCCGGCUCCGGGGGCGCCUUUGGAAGCCGUGGGGGCUAUGGGGCCUUUGGGGGCCUUGGGGGCUUUGGGGGCUAUGGAGGUUUUGGGGGUUAUGGCAGCUUUGGCGGUUUUGGGGGCUCUGGGAUCUGUGGCCGUGGGUCCAGGUCCUUCGGGGGCUCCUGUGGGCCCUGCUAAGCCCCAAAUCCCAGCGGAGUUCAGCGCUGCCCCUGCCCGCGGGCUCCUCCAGCAGCCCCUGCUGUCUUGUGCCGCCUGAGCCGGGGUGAAGCUGCAGCCCCUGCUCAGGGCCGGCCCAGCAGCCCCGGGAGCUGCAGGGUCCCCGUCACUGCCAGGUGACCCUGCAGAGCCUCGGCUGGCACCUUUGGGGCUCCCAGCACUGCCUCCAAAAGCUGCCCCCUCUCUGCCACACCAGCCCUCUGUGCCCAGCCUGGGCUGAGGCUCUGCCCUGCUCCGCCCUGCUCCGAGCCCCGAACUUGCCCUGGGAAGGGGCAAUCUCUGGGUUGGAGCCCUGGGCUGGGCCUCGCUGCUGCCUUGGGAUUUUCGUGUUUCCAAUGCCUUGCUGCUGGUUUGUCUCUUGCUGACACCGCCUGUGGCCUUUUCAUCCACAAUAAAGAAUCUGCAUUGCUGCAA